UACUUUGGUCUGAAAUCAUAGUGAAGUCAUCAGUGGAAAAGUGGACAAAUAGCAACAGAAAUUUUUGGUGCAAAGGUUUUCUAAAAAAGGUUGUUGCGUUAAUUUGAGAUGGAAACAGUAAAAUAUUAUGCAAAUUUUGUGGAUCCUCAUUGGAUAGCUGUGGUGGCGACAGGAUUAUACACGCAUUUACGACAGAUCUGCAUAAUCGGUCUAUGCUUUGAGGAAGAGAACGUUUUGCCUUUCGAUCCAUCAUAUGCGUCGAUACCCUUCGUGUUCUCAGUUUUAUGUCUAUUAGCAGAAUAUAGAUUAUGGCCUGUAACUCUUAAAGAACCACCAAUUCAGCUACUUUACAUUUAUGAAAUGUUAGUAGCUGCGUUGAGCACAAAUUUAGCGAUCCAUAUGAUAUGGAUACCAAUGAUGCACUCAAUUUUUUGUCUAACUCAAAUAUCUAGUAAAUGGUUAUUAUGGUUGAAUACUACUAUGGGUCUGGAUAGUUAUUCUUGGUUAACUUUGUUUGCGAAUUAUAUGGCUGAAGAUUAUAUAGCCACAUAUAUGGCAUUUUGUAUGUCGUUAUUGUCGUUCGUAUGGAUGCUGGAUGCCACCGAAUCUCUCGACACAUUUCUGGAUACAUGGAACAAGUAGUGAAUUCCGAAAACUUCAAAUCUUAUCCUCAAAAUUGUCCGACAUGUAAUAAAAUUAGAAAGCUUACCCAUUUGUGAAUAUAUA
Messenger RNA from Pogonomyrmex barbatus (red harvester ant), 726 nucleotides. RefSeq lists its product as uncharacterized. The record is from RefSeq and is a predicted model, not a curated record. NCBI's taxonomy places the organism in Eukaryota, Metazoa, Arthropoda, Insecta, Hymenoptera, Formicidae.